Molecule: messenger RNA, 1606 nt
Organism: Arabidopsis arenosa
Lineage: Eukaryota; Viridiplantae; Streptophyta; Magnoliopsida; Brassicales; Brassicaceae
Source: the annotation of a GenBank genome assembly
UUUUUUAUUUUUAGCUUGAGAUUACACGGAGAAGAAGAAGAAGAUGGAUGACGUUAAAGAUAAGCUAAAGGGUUUCAUGAAAAAAGUCAAUCUCUCUUCUUCUUCCGGCAAAUUCAAAGGCCAAGGUAGGGUUCUCGGAUCUUCUUCUUCCUCUGCACCUGGACCCGUUAACCCGAUUCAUAACCGGUUUAACUCUUCCCAAGCUCCCAAUCCGACUCCUAGACCCAAACCCAAUCCUAAUCCUACUUCGACGCCGUUGCCUGAGAAACCCAUAUCCUCCUCCGAUCAGAAGAUUAGUGGGUCAACGAGAAACCCGGAUCCUGACCCGGUUCGUGCUCCACAAGAUGGGUUUGACCCGUUCGGUGCUUUGAUAACGUCUUCGAACAGAUCUCAGAAUGGUUAUUCUCUGAAUAUGUUCGAGUGUCCGAUCUGUAAAAAUCCAUUCACGUCAGAGGAAGAAGUCUCUGUUCAUGUCGAGAGCUGUCUUGGGAACACUAAUGGAGACGAAUCUUCAUUUGAGAAGGAUAAUACUAAUGAUAAUGAUAAAUCCGAAAUCGAGAAACUUGUGGUUGUGUAUCUCUCUGGGAAGCCAAGUGAGAGCUCCAUUGAUGUUUUGCUUAGGUUGUUUAAGAACAUAGUUAAAGAACCUGAGAAUGCUAAGUUUAGAAAGGUUAGAAUGAGCAAUGCUAAGAUUAAAGAAGCCAUUGGUGAUGUUGCGGGAGGUGUUGAGCUUCUUGAGCUGGUUGGUUUUGAAUUGAAAGAGGAAAAUGAUGAGAUUUGGGCUGUUAUGGAUGUCCCUGGUGAAGAACAAUCGAAUUUGAUCAGUAAAGUUGUCGGGUUUCUAGAAAAGAGAAAGACAGAGAAUUCAGGAUCUUCUGUUCAGGUUAUGGAACCUGUGGCUCCAAAGAAGAUAGAUAGAGAGAUUCGCGUCUUUUUCUCGGUUUCUGAAAACGUAGCAUCGAGAAUAGAGGUACCUGAUUCAUUCUAUAGUCUCUCGGCGGAUGAAAUAAAGAGAGAAGCGGAUUUACGGAGGAAAAAGAUUGCGGAAUCACAGCUUUUGAUUCCUCGAUCUUAUAAGGAGAAACAAGCAAAAGCAGCUAGAAAGAGAUACAAAAGAAGUAUGAUAAGAGUGCAGUUUCCAGACGGAGUUGUGCUUCAAGGUGUGUUUGCUCCAUGGGAACCUACUAUUGCUCUCUAUGAGUUUGUGAGCUCUGCUUUGAAAGAACCAAGUUUGCAGUUUGAGCUUCUUGAUCCUGUACUGGUUAAACGGCGUGUGAUUCCACAUACUCCAGCCCCGGGACAGAAACCAAUAACCUUAGAGGACGAAGAGCUUGUUCCUUCAGCGCUCAUCAAGUUCAGACCGAUAGAAACAGACUCUCUCGUCUUUACAGGACUCCGCAAUGAACUCCUGGAGAUCAGUGAACCACUCUCGUGAUCAUUUGUGUUCCACAGAAGAUUUAGCUUGAAACCAUAAAAUAAGUUUACAAAUUUAGGUUUCUCUCUUGUAUGGUGUGAUUAAUGAGAUGAUUUGUGUUGGUGAUUCGAGCACAUUUUAUAGGUUUAUGAAAAAUUUGUGUCAUUUGCACAAUAACAAGGAUCAAAUUUA